GGGCUAUCUCGUUAGUAACAGAGUUGAGCCGAUAACUAGAUUUUUACAACAAAACGUAAUAGUAUGCGUUUUCAAAUCAUGAAUGAACUCCGUUAUCAAUCAAAAUUUGCACCUAAAAAUUGCUGACAUGAAGAAUUAAUUGUAUAAAAGCCUGAAUAAUUUCAUCAAUCGGCACACUCAAACGAAGAGUUGUCUUGAAGAUGUUGGCCAAGUUACUCCUAGUUUUUCUCGUCAGUUACGCUAGUGCUUCGCACUAUGCCUGGAAACCAAACACCGAAUACACCUACAGGGUUGCCGGUCGCACCCUCAGCGGUUUACCGGACCACGACCCCACGAUGACUGGAAUUCUCUUAAAAUCCGAACUUAAAAUCGUUCCUAAGACACCCGAAGUCCUCACCGCCAGACUCCAGCAAUCCCAAUACAGCAGAGUCCAAAUGAAAUUCAGGGACAGCUGGGAAGAACCGGUUCCAGAAUCUGAAUGCCAAUACAAACCUUUGGCAAUCUCCGAAGAGCCGUUCGAAAUCCACCUCCAAGAUGGCAUCAUCAAGGACGUCGUUGUUUCCAAGUCGUUGAAGAACUGGGAAGCUAACAUGAUCAAAUCAUUUGUCUCCCAAUUACAAUUGAACGUUAACGCUAAACAUCCGAUCGACAGCGAAAUCACCAUCUUACCGCACAAAAAGAACCCAGUUGGAGCUUACAAAGUUAUGGAAAAGACCGUUACUGGUGAAUUCGAAACCAUAUACACCAUGAAACCCGAACCAGACAACGUAUGGCCCGUCCUUGCCCAUGAAUCCCAAGAAGACUCUAACGAAAACAUCCUCAUCUCAAAAUCCAAAAACUUCACCAACCACGGUGCUUUCGUCGGCUACCACUUCGGUUUCGGCGAAAUGGAAACUUCAGAACCCAACACCGAUUCUAUGGGCAAUUUCAUGAACAGGACCUCCGUUUCCCACGCUGUCAUCUAUGGUGAUCUCGAAGACUACGUCAUCAAGGCCUCAAACACCUCCAACGUUGUCUCCUUCAGCCCCUUGUUCAAUAACGGCGAAUCUGGAAUUAUUGCCAGCAGAGUAUCUUUGGUUCUUAAGAACAUGCAACCCGGUAAAUGUUUCAAUAGCCUCUCCGAACCCGUCGAAGCCGGCCUUUUGUACAGAUACGACAACUCCCACGGAAACAACCAAGUUGAAUCCGCCCACAAACCAUACCAUGUUGCUGAUGAAGAAAGUACCUACAACAGACCAGGUUACCAAAGAUUGAACCAACUCCGCUCCAGAAAAUCUCAUGGACAAUACCACCUCGACCAAAGCAAACAAGAAUUAGAUCAACCAUCUUCCGCCAUGUCUUUCUACUCCAGCGGAUACCACGGCAAAUUCAUCAAAUACUCCGACAAAGUCAACAUUGCCGAAGAAGCUAAGAAAUUGGCACAAGAUUUUGGACAAGAUCUCCAACACCCCAAUGAACUCCCCAAGACCCAGCUGGGUAGCCGUGGUGUUAAGUACUCGACUGGCCAGUCUGGGGGUCACAGGUUCGAUUCCCGCCGUGGCACUGUUUACGGAAUACAAAUUGUGUUUAUGUGGUGAUGGUCUAUCCUUUGUUUCUUCUGUGUUGUCCAUCCCCUUUCUGUAAGGGAAUCAUAUCCUGAAAUAUUUAUAAAUAUACGCAGUAACUGGGCAAUAAAGACUAAGUUUCCAAAGCCCAAAUCCAUCCUUCCUAGUUUAUCAAAUCCAAUCCAA
Molecule: messenger RNA, 1730 nt
Organism: Onthophagus taurus
Lineage: Eukaryota; Metazoa; Arthropoda; Insecta; Coleoptera; Scarabaeidae
Source: RefSeq, a predicted model, not a curated record